AGUUUUAGAGAGCGAGCUACAAUACCGUUACUACAACAUCAGUUUGGGGUCGAAAACGCACAUGGCACCGAUGAUGUGGAAAAACAGGCGAAGAAAACACUGUUCGACAAUACAACACUGGAAGAGACUGAGAUCAAGGAGGUAGUCCGAGCAUUAUGCCGGUGGCCUAUUCUCUCCAUAUACGGGCUUCGUUUGUCAAGGAAUGCAAAAGAGCUUCGUGUUGAUGACGAAUGGUUGCAGUUGGAACAUAAUGCAAGCUACAAGCUGCAAUUCCACUUGGAUUUGCUUGGACCAGGUCGAGUGAGUGGUACAUUGUCAAUCCUUCCAGUUCUCUUCGCAGGCGAAUGA
Molecule: messenger RNA, 348 nt
Organism: Cooperia oncophora
Lineage: Eukaryota; Metazoa; Nematoda; Chromadorea; Rhabditida; Trichostrongylidae
Source: the annotation of a GenBank genome assembly